Molecule: messenger RNA, 4406 nt
Organism: Porites lobata
Lineage: Eukaryota; Metazoa; Cnidaria; Anthozoa; Scleractinia; Poritidae
Source: the annotation of a GenBank genome assembly
GCCGGAUAAAAGGCAGUGCUCUAGACGCCGGAGACUGACCAAGCAGUUAAGUCUUUUCACAACCCUUUUCCGCCCUGUUCUCUGUUAAUCUCUUCUAUUCUCUGGAGAUUCAGACGUGUUUGACGAAGUUCUCUGCCACUUGAUUACAUUGUCAAUUCAUGGUGUUCUGAGUGUUUUAGACUUUUAUGUCCCUCCUUUACAUUUGAAUACUCUGGGCGGUCCGUCGAUCCGGAGGUGCUGUAACUGGUGGGAGCGAACAAAGCAAAUGCUCUAGUUCCUGUUCGCUCAUAAAAAGGAACUACUUGCAGUCUACAUUUACACUUAUCAAGAAACUACUGCGAGUAAAUGGUAAGGUCCAGCAGUGUCCAGUUAAUUCACGUUUGGGGACGAAGUGGAGGGUAUAUUAAGAUUGUUAUGCUAACGUUCCAUGCAUGGCCAACACUAACCCAAACAUGGUUUCUGUAAACCGUUUCCAAUGGCUGAAAUAUCAGCCCAGAGACUGCUGACAUUCCCCCUGCUCCAUUCUCGCGUUGCCCACUAACCCUCAAUUAAUGACGGUCAGCUAUAACAGCACUGUCUACAUGAGUUGAUAUGGUGUUGCUUGUUUCUCUCUACAUCAACCGAUGCUUAUUCCAGAGAUCCAUCACUCUUUGUUCAGCUUAUGAUCAAUUCGUGCUUUUUUAGGGUUCUUCUCUCUAUCUUAUUUGCUUGAGUGAUUGAUUGAUUGAUUGAUUAUUGAUUGAGAAUUAGCGAAAUAAUAGCAAACAGAAAGUUUCAGAAACUAAGUGACUUAGUAAUUGGUGGUCACUAUAGUGUUAUACUUUUUCACUGUGGUAAACGAACUGGUUAUAAAUAGGCUAGCUACAGUACAUUUACUUGCCUUAAUUUAACUAAGUACUCCGAAAACACAUGGCACAGCACUGUUUUGUUAGCUCGAAGGACGAUAAUUCCCUAACUCCCUAACAUGACUCCACCAUGGCAUUUAACAGGCUGGGCAUUCCACUUUUGCAGAAAAUCUGGUACACAGCAGUGCUGUGUUAGAUCUAGAGAGCGAUGACGCGGACCGCGAGUCAGAAGUCCAAAUCAGCAGCUGUUAUACGAUCCAUGGUGGUAGUCUAUCUACACCUCCGUCGACUCUGAUUGAGCACUGCUGUUUGGUUACUCGAGGCAAUGAAUGGGUCAUCGACGUAAAAUGUUGCCCCAUACAGCACGACAUCCGAGAAGGUUCCCAACAAAAAAGGAACUGGAGAAGCCUAAUGGAAGUUUACCCCAACGCUGUUGUGAAUCAAAAACACAACGAUACUGAGGUUAUUUUGCCAUCUCUUCGGGAAGACGUGGAAAUAGCAGCGUUUGGAAGGCCUGGAAAGGAUGACCGGAAAAGAAUGCAAAUGGCGAUCUUUGCCAGUCGUCCAACCCAAGGACGAGACUGGAAGAUUUGGGUUUAUCUCGUAGAUGAUACAAAUCCUGCUUGCAAGGUAUUAAGUGAUACUCUAUUUCUCUAAACAGGUUAUUUUUUACUUAAAAGAGACGUGGGAAAGCCAACCUGCACUCUUUUUUUAAAAAAAAUAAAGUCGUGUAAUGCUUAACGGCGACGGCAAUGAGAACGGUAACACUUUCAAAAGAUCUAGUUAUCUAAUGAGAGUAGACUUUCACGUCGAGGGAGACUCGAAUUUGUUGUUGUUUUUUCUCUCUAAAAGUCCGGGUUGCCCUGAGAUUUCCCGCCAAAAACACCUCCAGUUGCCUUUAGUGUCAUACCUGUUAACUGAGUUAUUUUACAUUGGUAUGCAUGUUGUGCGGACAGUCGGAUGGUCGGACAUACGGUCACGUGAUUACCAAAAUUUCUCGGAUGGAUGGGUUACCAAAUUUUCUUAACGUAUGGGGUUCCGCCAUAAGGUUCAGUCUUGGGCCAUUCUGUCUCAGAAGUGUGCAGGCAUAUAUUAGUUAUAGCUAUUUAGAUUUUGCUGGUCAUUCGGAGAGGUUUUUGAAUGCGCCGAAUGUAUUUUUCAAUAAACAGAGUAUUUGCCAUGAAGAAGACAAAAGAGGAAACAGUCUUCUUUCACCGUGUUCUGGGAUGUUCGUGUCGAACAGCAAAGAAGACAUCACAAUCGAGCUCAGUGCACUCGAGCCUGGAUGGAAAAUCAAAGGAAGCAGUAUAAAGGUACGAAAGGAGAACUAUGAGGUCACAUUGGGGUAUAAUAAGAUGCAUCGGCAAAAGCAAACAUAUGAGAGUUUCACGUUUCAACACCUUAUGGGGUUUCUGGAGAGAUUUAAUACAUAAUUUUGCAGCAGCAUCACCCCUCGACAGAAAAAAAUAAUAAUUGGUGCAUGCUGCACGUUUUGCAACUGCAAUAAUCCUUACCCUUUUUUUUUCUGAGGCGUUUAUUAGGUUUCCCUCAUAUCUUCGAUCCAUCAGUCACUCAACACCCCUUUUUCAAAUCCACGCUUCUUCUUAUAAUCUGCUACACAGCCGUUUGUAAGGUAGUCACGGAACGCUCCUCCAGCGUUUCGUGACGACACCAAAAACGGCUGUGUAGCAGACUAUUCUCCUUACGGAUGUGCCAAAAGACAAUCUCUAUGUGAGUCGCAUUUACCACCCAAAAAUCUCGACCUCGAGUGGAUUGACUGAUUAACUGUAUCUAUGCUGCCAUAAAAAUGGAAACCAUUUACAACAGAAACAGUCAAGGCUUUAGAAAUUACCGCUGAUAACUUAUCCAUCAUGUAUGAUGUAUUUUCAGACUAUCAAAUCAAGAGAUGCUUGGAAUUCACCAGAAAACUCAGUUGAUUUUCCACGCUGCUAUUUUGAAAUAAGACACGUGGAUAGAACAAAACAAUCAUUUUUCUGCAGAAUAAAGGCUUCCCACGAAGGAGACGUCGCCCGAGCAGAAAUUGUGGGGUAUUUUGAAAAGGUAAAUUUUAAGUUAUAAAUUGCACGAGGCGGACUCUAUUGAUUAAUUGGAUUGAAUUAGAAGUAGAAAUUUGACAAGAAAGUGAGUGCAGUACACCCCUUGACAAAUUCGCACUAGAGAUGACUUUCAGCCUGUUUUCUUCUUCUUCUUCUUCUUCUUCUUCUUCUUCUUCUUCUUCUUCUUCUUCUUCUUCUUCUUCUUUGGGUAGACAACACUAUUAAAAAUGACGGCUAACUUUUUUUAUUAUUAUUAUUUUCUAGGAAAAAGGUCGCCAAGUCAUCCAGACUCAUAGAGGUUUUAAAAAACUGAGCAACCCUGAUUGCGAUUUUUCAGCAAGUAAGACCAAAGUGGACGCUCAGUUGUAAUUUAGCUCAUGUAACACCUUGUGCCAGCAUUAUGUUUUACUAGCUAAUUUUUCUUUAAUGCAUUUUUUUUUUUUUUUUUACUUUUUAGAGAUAAACACCUCAAUUCCGACGUUCCUUUUUGUUCUUUUUGUCUUCUUUGCUUCGUCACUGUCUCGCCCAAGGCUUAGCAGGUACGUUUAGAUCAUCCCCGCCCGCCCCACACCUGACGGGUCCUUAAAGGAAAUUUAUAUUUCUGAAAGAAAUAAAUGGUUUUGAUACAAUGCCGCUAAAAUUUGCAGGGACCAACAGACAUUUAAUGUCUGAUCCAGAGACUGAAAUGAUGUUUGUGUUUCCAACGUUCUUGACUACUCGAGGGUAAACGGAACUGCUUCCCGUGAAGUCUUUUGCUAUAUAGCAAAGAAGGCAGAAUUAAAAAAAACCUUGUUUAAGAGAAGGGCGAAGAUAUAAGAAUAGUAACGAAACAAGAAUUCUUAACUUCGCAAAUGCUAUUUAAUAACCUGGCACAAAACUUUUUGAGACGAAUAAGAAAUAUAUAUUUUACUCUGUCAACCCGGACAAACACGAGAAAAUACACACAAACAACAUUGGGGAGUGAGGGGGGGGGGGGUACUUUAUUUUGCUUAGACGAAAUGGUUUUAAGGGGAAAAGUUAGAAAAUAUAUGGAACUGGUACUCUUCUUUUCGUUGUUUAUGAUGUGUUAGACCUAAAAAUCGAUAGAGAGCGGCCCACGUAUAUCCUUUUCGUGCAGACCACAAACAAUAUAAUUUUCCUUGAAUUCAUUCAACAGAAACAACUCAAAUGCCGCAACAACUUAGGAAAAUGACGGCUGAACCAAGAGAAGCUAUCUGGAAACUUGCAUUUAACCCAAAACAAUGUUUUGGUGUCAACAGACCAGCUUCGGGUUGCAGAAUGGCUACUUAAACUAGUUCCAGCCUCAAGAAUCAAGCUGAGCCUCAACAUGUUACUAAUUUACACAUAUUUAGUUUAAACUGCUCAUUCCAUGACCAACUGUCUUAAAUAUGCUCAUUUAGCAUGCUUGUUUCCUUCUAGUAUGUGAUUUUAUGUGAUCAUAUACCACGCUGUAAUACAUGAUAAAAUAUUACAGUUCAAGUUGCUAAUAGUUUCUAUAUUAUUG